UCUACAAAUCGUCGAACAAGUCAUACAUAAAAGAGGCGUUAUAAAACCUACCAAAAAGAUUUCGAGCUUUGAUAAGUCUUGAACCAGUAAUGGAGUGGAGAGAGUGUUAUUUAGAUGUGAUCUUGGUGCCGCCAGGGCUAAUGGUAUAUGCUGCUUACCAUGUUUACUUGUGGUACAAGUUACGUACACAGCCUCUCACCACCAUCAUCGGUACCAACGCUAGAGCUCGCCGUUUCUGGGUGGCUUCCAUCAUCAAGGACAACGAGAAGAAGAACAUCUUGGUCGUUCAAACGCUAAGAAACUGCAUAAUGGGAUCAACUUUAAUGGCAACAACGUCGAUCCUUCUCUGCGCGGGUCUAGCUGCGGUUAUAAGCAGCACAUACGCAGUGAAGAAGCCUCUAAACGACGCCGUUUACGGAGCUCACGGAGAGUUCAUGGUGGCUCUCAAGUAUGUCACAAUCCUCACCAUCUUCCUCUUCUCCUUCUUCUCUCACUCUCUCUCGAUCCGGUUCAUCAACCAAGUCAACAUCCUCAUCAACACUCCUUUUCCUCAAGAGGACUUGGAUGAGGAGAUGAUGGUAACGCCGGAGGAGUACGUGGCGGAGUUGCUGGAGAGAGGGUUUGUUUUGAACACGGUGGGGAAUAGGUUGUUCUAUGCGGCGUUGCCUUUGAUGCUUUGGAUAUUUGGACCGGUGCUUGUGUUCUUGUGCUCGGUCAUGAUGGUUCCUCUUCUUUAUAACCUCGAUUUUUUCUUCUUUGGUAAACAAAGGAAAAAAAUCGAUGGAAAAACUAGUUGUGGAAUUGCGUAGUACCGAGUUUGAGUUGGUCGAGCAAGUGAUGGUGAAUAAGUGAUCGAUUAUUCAAUAAAACAUGACACAGUUGCAGAUUUCGAAGAUUAGUUUAGUUUUCGUUUUAAGUUCUUUUUGUUCAAGUGAAUUUCUAAGUAUAUAUUAUGCGUAGAGUAAUGUAUUAAUCAUGGUCAUAUAGUAUUUGAUUAGGGCUUAUGGAGCGUUAGAUGACGAAAGAGUAUGAGUUACAUCAAGAGAACAUUAAGAUAUAUUAUUGUAUUGGAGUAUGUUUGUUGUGUCACGCUUUGGUUUGUUGAGAUGUGAGCGUUAUUAUUGGCAUUUCCAUGUGGGUAACUUUAUAAUGUA
Molecule: messenger RNA, 1154 nt
Organism: Brassica oleracea var. oleracea
Lineage: Eukaryota; Viridiplantae; Streptophyta; Magnoliopsida; Brassicales; Brassicaceae
Exons: 2
Coding region: 90-809 (239 amino acids)
Source: RefSeq, a predicted model, not a curated record